This is a messenger RNA of Etheostoma spectabile (orangethroat darter), 879 nucleotides long. Its product is annotated as transcription factor Adf-1. The transcript has 4 exons. Lineage: Eukaryota; Metazoa; Chordata; Actinopteri; Perciformes; Percidae. The record is from RefSeq and is a predicted model, not a curated record. Bases 73 to 831 code for a protein of 252 amino acids.
GUCGGACGUCGUCGGACAGUCAGGGUUUGGAUUAUAUCAUUGUAUUGGAUUUCUGUUGUGUUUUGGAUCAUCAUGACUCUGUGGACCGACGCCCUCGAAGAGGAGCUGAUCAGCAUGGUCGAGGACAGGCCGCCGCUGUACAACAUAUCUGAAAAGAACUAUUCUAAUCGAGUAGUGAAGACCGACUGCUGGCGUCAAAUCACGGAGAAAAUAAACAUAUCAGAGAAAGAGACGAAGAAGAAGUGGGAGUCCCUGCGAACACAGUUUACCCGCUAUCGCAAGCUCUCUCCUUCAGGAAGUUCUGGGACAGACAAGACUCCCAGACAGCUGUGGAUACUGCGGAGGUUACGCUUUCUGGAGCCACAUACGAAAAGGAAAGAAAGUGUAUCUAACCUCACUCACACGGAACCAUUGGCCCCUACUGACACCAGUUUAGGCGCCACCGUUGAUGCUUUGGACAACGAUCAGGAUAAGAAGGAUUCCGUUCUGCCGAUCGCAGAAUCUACUUAUUUGGACCCGAGCUUUGAGUCAACCAGCACCAGCACGUCAGCUGGAAGCCCGCAAAGGCCUCCUGCAAAGCGCGGCAGGAAAUCUCACAACGAUUCGCUGGCAGACAGAUCGAAGGGACUGAUGCGCACAAUAGAGGCAGCGCUUCACAGAAUGUCUGCAGAGGCCAGACCGGACUUCAUUGCCGUGGCCUGCCAAAGCAUAGAACAGAAGUUCAGGAUGGUGCCACCGCAUCUCCUGCUUCGAUUGGAGAACAGAGUUCAAAACCUCAUUUUUGAUUUUUUUGAAGAGCACAACCUGAACACACACACAAAUCACUCUUAAUAUUUGUAUUUGUUGCUUUUCCCUUUGAUAUUUCAUACAUGUUAUACU